AUGUAUGUUGCAGGAGAUACCAUUACGGCUGUUAUUGAUAUAGGCAGUGAAACAGCCAAGAUUGGAUAUUCGGAUACGCUCUUACCGAUGAUAUUCUGUCCUAGCAUAUCAUGGAAGAACGAGUACAUAUCCCCGGUGACUAGGUCGGUUGUAAGCGAUGUGGGAUCGUAUCUUAGGAUUCUAUGCGACAAUGCGCCACGGGAUGCACAAUCACUGGUGAUUUCAGAGAACACGAUGGAAGCAGGAGGAACAAAGAGGGAGAUUCUGGGGUAUCUUAUGGAGAGACGAAUGUGUGAAUCAGUGUUGUUUGUCAGGAGUGGAAUCCUGGAUGCCUUUUCAUAUGGAAAAACAACAGGAGUGGUUGUUAGUCUUGGAGGAGGAUCGAGCCAAGUUUGUAGUGUUGUUGAUGGGCUCAUCACUUGCCGGAGACGGCUGGAUGUUGGGGGGAACGACCUGACACAGGACUUUAGAAGAGGGAUGGAAGAAUGCGGGAUUGAUUUAAGGAAGUUUAUUGGUGUGAAUGAUGGUGGAUCUUGGUGUGAAAGGAAGAUUGAGUUUGAGAAAAACGAAUUUUGCCGAUAUGUUAAAGAAGCAGUUCUGAGUUUUCGGAGCGAGGAAACAGACAGAAGAUAUGAGUUUCCGAAUGGAGAGACGGUUGAGAUGGAGGACUGGUGUAACAGAAUUUCAAAAAGGCUGAAGGAGGUUGUAAAGCUGAUUGUUGAGGUUACUGAAUUGAAUGCAAUGGAAGUGAGGUCUACGCUGAGCAGUAACAUAUUGGUUGGGGGAGGAUGCGGAGAAAUAAGAGGAAUGGAGAGUUUUAUUUGCGAAGAGCUUGGGAAGGAGCGGCCGCGAUGGAAAGUGAAGGUGAACGUUGAAAGGAGCCGGUUUAGUACGUUUGAAGGGGGUUCUGUGAUUGGAUCUAUGGGGAGUGCAAAAAGCUUCCACAUUGGAAUCAAGGACUAUGAAGAGUACGGAGAAGGAAUUCUAGACAGAAAGAAAUGCGAAUGGAUUGUGGAGACUGUAUGA
Messenger RNA from Encephalitozoon intestinalis ATCC 50506, 1026 nucleotides. RefSeq names its product actin-like protein. The transcript has a single exon. The coding region runs from base 1 to 1026 and encodes 341 amino acids. The record is from RefSeq and is a predicted model, not a curated record. Lineage: Eukaryota; Fungi; Microsporidia; Unikaryonidae.